GGUCGACUUCACAUAACUAGAAUCAUCAGCCGGAGUUCAAGAUGGCGAUCAGCGAGCAGCUAAUAUCGCAACUAAUCGAUCAUUAAUAUAACUAAUCUAAGUCUUUAUACUAUAAUAAGCUGUACGCGUUAUGUCAGUAUUUCACGUCAGGUUCUUAUGUCGUCCUAAAGCAGUGGAUGUCUGACACUAGUGUGUAGAGAGAGACUGUGUGUGUUGCUUUUUAGCUUACGCCAAAUAGAAAUAGUUGCUGUGAUCAGCUUUAUGAAACAGUCUGGAAUGAUUGGGAAGUUUUCACUAGUUUGGAGGUCAACAUGUCGCUAAGAGAGUUGAAAGUAUGCCUUCUUGGGGAUACAGGGGUUGGAAAGUCAAGUAUCGUGUGGAGGUUUGUGGAGGAUAGUUUUGAUCCCAAUAUUAAUCCCACAAUUGGAGCAUCGUUUAUGACAAAGACUGUGCAGUACCAAAAUGAGCUUCACAAAUUCCUCAUCUGGGACACAGCAGGACAAGAAAGGUUUCGGGCCCUGGCUCCCAUGUACUACAGAGGCUCUGCUGCGGCUAUCAUUGUGUAUGACAUCACUAAAGAGGAAUCAUUCCAGACACUAAAGAACUGGGUGAAGGAGCUUCGCCAGCACGGACCACCCAACAUAGUGGUGGCUAUCGCUGGCAACAAAUGCGAUCUCUCCGAUGCCAGAGAGGUGUCAGAGAAGGACGCCAAGGACUAUGCUGAUUCCAUUCAUGCCAUAUUUGUUGAAACCAGUGCCAAAAAUGCCAUUAACAUCAAUGAGGUCUUCAUUCAGAUAAGUCAAAGGAUCCCAGUUUUAAACACGGAUGGCGGGUCUGCAGUCAAGGGCUUCAAACUUCGUCGCCAACCAUCAGAGUCGACCAGGGAGCGCACUUGCUGUUGACACAGUAGUAAACAAUUUGGCCAGAUCCUUGUUUUAUUUUCAAUUAGUAACCAAGGAUAAUAGCAGAUGAAGAAUGUGAUGUCAUAGGGGGAGUUACAGAACUUCCUUCUGGAGCCAAAAAAAGAUGUUCAGUUAAAAAUGAGAUGUAUAGUUUGAACUUCUAUGCACUUCCUUGAGAAAAGAUAAAAAUGCCCCAUAUAUAGUCGUUGUACCUUAUCUUGCCUGUUCUUCAGCCCUGUUCAAAUGUCUUUGGGGAUCCAUUUCUGUUCUAGAUCACUACCUAGAAUCAGACAGCAAUGAAAACACCUGCUUAACAGAUCAGAUACUGUCCUGUCCUGUUCUCUUUCGCUCUCUCUUUCAUUCUCGUCUCUGUGCAAAAACCUCUGCAAAACUCAGUGAAGUUUCCUAGUGAAGCCGUUGUCUGUCCGUCUGUACAUUAAGAUUUUCAGCACUCCAAAUGCAAGCAACACAGCAUUCUUGUCUCACUAUUUUUGCACAUUUUUGAUGUAUAUGAUAAAAAAACAGUGCUAAAAAAUAUGAAUGGGUGAAUCUCAUAAAAGCUGUCAUAUUCAUGUCUCAUUUGAGUCAAAUCAAGUGAAAAAAAUAUGAAAUUAUAUUUUGCAUAAAGUGAAGGUAAAGUCCAUUUUUAGGACUAUUACGAUGUUUUUUCAUUGUGUAACAGUAAUUCAUAUCGCUGUAUUACAUUAACCAUAAAUAUAGUAUGUAAAAGUGCUUAAUUGUUCUGAAAAUAAUGGAAAAAUGGAAAAAUAUUAAUGCUCCUAAAAGUAGACCUCAUUAUCUCUUAUUUUUUCUUGUGAUUUUGAGGUUAAAAUUACAUGGUCAUGUUUUGUGAGAUUUACCCAAACACAAAUUUACUAUUAUAAAUAUUAAGAUAUGUUUGUUAUUUCUGUUGCACAGGACCAGACAUGAGGCUGUGUGCACUUCUGUCUUUCCUAUAUUUUAUAUAUGAAAAAGUAAAACUAAAAUCAGUGGUAGUACUAAAAGUAUAGAUAAAGAUUUCUCUGGGAUUUAGGUAUUAAGCAUUAGCAAGAGAUGUCCAAGUUAUAUUUGAAGUUGUAUAUGAAGAAUGUGCCAAAUCUUUUUGUGACAUACUAGGAGUUGGAUCUUGUAGUAGAUGUUCAAUAGGUCAGUAAUGAUGAUGAUGAUGGCAGCAUGUGUGAGUUCAACAAAACCUUCUGCAUAUUUAAUCAGUUCGCAAGUGGAGAUAACCGUAGUGACACAGUCUUUGCUCCAAUUAGCUACAUUCUGGGUUGCCAGAUUCUUAGCUACAGAUCCAGCCAGUUCUUGGAUUAACAAGCAGUUAAAAUGGACAUUUAUGUUUGCUGGUAAAUGUCUGACCGUUGUUACCGCUUACAGUGCAUAAUUGUAGCGUUAGAGAAGUUCAGCCCUCACACUUUGAGAUAAAGUUGGCCAGUCUUCUAGAAUGUUGACAAGAAUAACAGUUUCAAAGUGUUAGAUUUGAUAACUUUUCCAACUGUUCACAUGUUUUCCAUAUCAGAAAUUUAUUGUUAGUGGGAAGGAGCCAAAUGCUGGAAUUCUGUCCAUGAAGUGGUGCGAUUUAGACUUUUGUCCAGGACUUUGUGAAGUGUGCAUUAUGCCUGAAUACUUUGUGAAAUUGCAUUUUAACCAUUUGUGUUAGUUGGCAGUUGAUCUCGUCAGAUCCCUUGCGGUUCCGUUUUAUGGCAUUUUUUACUGGAUUGAGUGAUUUUGUGAGGUCUUGCCAAAUGCCCUAAUUGUCUCAUAACAUUUUUCAUCUUUCUCGUUCUUAUACUAAAAAACAUUUGGCCUGCACACCCAACAUGUUUUUUACUAUCUGGACAGGGAGAAAAAAGGAGCGUAUCUGGAAACUAUAGUCUUAGUUCAGAUGUUUAAGAACAAGACAAAAAAAAAAAAAGUAGUUCUGCUACACCAAAUAUUUUGCUUUGAAUUGUCCCCAAAUGAAAUGGUUCUUUUUUUUUGCUGUCACUCAAUUUUUGAGCCUAAAUGUUUUCUUAAAAGCUCUACUUUCAGUUUUGUUGAAGAAAUGCACUUAAUUUGACAGAAUAAGUCUUAAGAAUUUUUGACAAUCUGAGAAAUUUACAUUUAAAAGAAUUGGAUUAACGUACACACUAUUCAUUCAAGACCAUUAUGUGGUUGGGUGGCUCUUUUUCUAUACAUCAUGCAGAAUUUACAUUGAGGUUUAUUCAACCAAAAUUGAACAUUAUCUUUUACAAUUCUGUCAUAUAUGUGAAUAUAGAAUAAAUAUGUUAUGAUUCCUUAACUGCAUAUCCACAGUGACAAAGUUUUAGGGAUAAAAUGUGGUUAAAAUGUGUUCAUCUCCAUGCAAAUCAGUAUAACACGUGACACCAUCUCUGUUAUUUUUAGAAGUUGUGGUCUUAUGAUGGUACUUUAAAAGUUUGUCAUGAAUAUUACUACGUUUGGUUUGGACACAUUAUAAUGGCAGAAAGGGGUCAUAGAAUGUGUUUAGUGACUCAGAAUGAAUAUUAUGGGCAUUGUCAAAGUCUUGAGUUUCAUUUGCCGUCCUUUAUCCUGUAAUUUUUAUAUGCAGUGAUGCCAGUGCACCAUGAUGUUGUCAGGAAUUCACAAGUGCAAUAAUAAUACUUUUCCCCUCAAAAUGUGUGCUGUCAGGAAUAAUAGCAGAGAGAUUAAUAGACUUAUUACAAUAAUUGUAGUUAAUCCGUGAAUUUUAGCACAACAAUAUUUUCCUUUAGAAGACAGUGCUUGUUAAAUGGAAAAAGGGAUUACUUGGAACAAUACUUAGGGGAAAAAUCACGCUUCUUCAGAAUUGCAAUGUGUGUUUUGCCCUAGUUCAAAUAACUUGAAAAAAUGCAGUCCAAAGCCGUUACUAUUGAUGUUUACACAGAGAAAAACAUUCAAAUUGAUUCUUCCAAUGACUAUAAUUUACAUUACUGCUAAGUAAAAGUAUCUUUCACUCAAAACCAGAAUCUUAAACUUUUUUAUUUUCUUUCUGUCAUGUCAAACUAUUUGGAAAAGGAAACAGCUCAUCUAAUGUCAUAUGUUAUCAAACUCACUGAAGUGUCUUUACAAUGUAUAGAAAUGCAUUACUAGCUUUAAAUGUUGUAGAGUAGGGGUUUUUUUUUGGUUUGGUUUUUUUUUUUUUUGUCUUGUACAAAGCCUAUGAUCCACAGCGAGACCAAACGUCCCAUUUAGUCCAGUUGAAGUUCUUCUUAGCCAAUUGAAAAGGACUUGCUGAAUUGCUUGUCCUCUUGCUAGGGAGCACAGGCUUUGCAUUACUGAUUUUGAAUGGAACAACAUGCUGCACUUGAGUCAGACCGUAUAAUAUGCUGUUUGGUGUGGUUUGCAGUGGUGUUUAGGUUGAAGAACAAUGGCAACAGUCUUGGGCUGGCCCUAAGAAAGUUGUGAAAUUCUGCUUAUGUACUUUACGUCCUUGUAUAUUUCCACACAUUGAAUGAAUUGUGUAAAUUAAUUGACGUAGUCUUUCAGGCAAUGUCAUACUUUACCACUACUUACCAUUGUAAUUCAGUAUAUACAAAAGUAAUUUAGUUGUGUUUUUGCCAUUUAGCUUUUCUCUUUUAUUAUUUUGUCUUGCAAAGAAGCCUUGAAAAUAACAUUUUAUUUGUUCAGUUGUGAAUGUGCAAAAGGGAAAUGUUGAGCUCUUUAUUAGUAAUAAAAGUAUACAAAAUCAA
Molecule: messenger RNA, 4591 nt
Organism: Cyprinus carpio (common carp)
Lineage: Eukaryota; Metazoa; Chordata; Actinopteri; Cypriniformes; Cyprinidae
Gene: rab22a
Product: RAB22A, member RAS oncogene family
Molecular function (GO): GTP binding; GTPase activity
Source: RefSeq, a predicted model, not a curated record